Molecule: messenger RNA, 798 nt
Organism: Zychaea mexicana
Lineage: Eukaryota; Fungi; Mucoromycota; Mucoromycetes; Mucorales; Lichtheimiaceae
Exons: 3
Coding region: 133-738 (201 amino acids)
Source: RefSeq, a predicted model, not a curated record
UGACUGUUGCCGCAGGGCUCUACUAUUAUUGCAGUUGUAGAAAGCCUAAAGAAACCGAAUAAUUUGUUUGUCGGCAACCUUAUCAAAAUGGAAGCUGAGACUCCGAGUUAAUUCAGACUUCUUCCUGCAAAAAUGUCCAAAAAAGAUUCAAAAGUUUUGGAAGAAAAUGAAAUCUUGAAAACACAAAUCGAUGCUUCCAUUGGCGUUGCACGCUCACUUGUACAAUCAUGGCUACCGUCACCUAAAGCUGGAGAGAAACUAGACGAUACCGAAGAGGACGAAAAGACAUUUUCUCGUUAUUCAACGGGUCGACCCGACAGACUAGGUUUGGGAGCCAAGUUUCUAUCUCAUAAAGAAGCGAUUCAACACCAAACGCCUACGAUCUCAAAGAACGAAUUGAAACUACGGAACAAGAUUCUUAACCAGAAUCGGCGAGCGGAUACCAACGCAGACGAUAAUACGACGAGUGCAAAACGAAAGCAUCAAGAAGUAAGCGAUGACGACGAUGAUGAAGAAGAGUCGCGUACGAGAUCGGUAAAAACAGCGCCAAAAGCAAAACAAGAGUCAACAACACCGGAGCCUAGCAACUACAGCAAUAGCAGUGGUAGUACGAACAAAAAAAUUGGAGCUCAAGGGGACUUUUUGUCAAUGUAUCUCUCGGAAAAAGCUGGCAAAAAGAAAAAGAAAAAGAAGAAUAAAAAGACAGGUCAAAAUAGUGGCGAUGCUGCUGAGUCAUAAAGGAAACGAUAUAUCUCUACCAACUUUUUUUUUGGAAUAUGGUAAGAACAACGUGUUGCA